UAAGUUGCAUGAUUCAUUUGGUGGUCCCUUCUUGAAAGCUCCUCGCAACUACUAGAUGUUUGUUAAACUCUUAAGUAUUUCCCAUGACAGGAAACCCUUCCUUUCCUGUUGGGAAGACAUUUUACUUGGAUUCAUUCAUCUUGGGGAGGUAGAGAGACAUAGCGAGAGAGUGAGUGAGCAACGAUGGAGCAUAGCAGUUACCCCAUGAAAAAGCUGGGUUACGACAACAAAGAUUAUGGGAAAGAAAAGAUGAAUAGCUGUAGCUUUUACGUCAAGUACUUUCUGUUCUGUGUCAGCAUCAUCCAGCUGCUGAUAAUUCUGGGGCUGGUACUUUUCAUGGUCUAUGGCAAUGCCUAUGGCAACCAGCAAAUGCGGAGGCUGUUGGCUCAGAACCAGUCUCUGCGCUGCAUCGAGGAGAAGAUGAAGGUGCAAGCUGAGGCUGAGGAGCUGGGCAAGAAGCUGAACAAAAGCAGAGUUCAGGUAACCAAACUGUCCACUGCCAACAAGACCCUGAACGCACUGAGCAUCUGUCUGGAUACAAAUGGCAUUCAGUUUCACAGUAACUGCUCCACCAUCAAACCUCCUCCAAACAAACUAGCGCCCACCAAGAAUCCAGUUUCAAACCAAGACAUCGCCCUGGAACUGAUAAUGUACGUCCUCAACCCGAAGAACGGAAUCACGCAAUUAAGGAAUUGCAGUGGCGCACAAAAUACGCUGAAAUUAGCCAAGGUGGAAAAGGACAUGUUGGAAACGAAACACAAGAUAGACUUACAGAGCCUAAUCAAACAGAAGGACAAUUUGAACAGCCAGCUUCAGGGUUUGAAAAACAACUGUACGUCGAUAAGCCAGGAUUUCCAAAAGUUCACCAAAGAUAUCACCUCCAAAUACGAAGCAAGUUUUAACAAACUGUUGAACGCGGAUCACUCCAGUCUGAGGCAACAACUCUACCAACUGAAAGGCGACUGCACCCCACUGAUCUCAGCCUUCAAGAUGGAAGUUCAGUCCCAGCUGGAUCAAACCAAUUCGCAGAUCAGAACCUACUUCGAGGGGGCAGUGAGCAAAACGUCCAGGCUGGCAAAUGUGGAGAUGCAGUACGCCGAAUGCCAAGCGAAAACCAAGGCUCUCGAGGAGGAAAUCAAGGCUAAAAAGACAGUGCACGAAAAGGACACGGAAGCACACUUGACCGAGAAGCUGAAGCUGCUGCAGGAUUUGAGGGUUUUGAUGACGAAGGCGGAGAACGUUUAUCCUGGAGACGGACAAUCUCUCUCGGCCGGCAGGUCAGUCAAUCAAAAGAAAGUCUCGAGCGAUUUACUGAGUGAAAGGAUUCAGCAGCUGCUGGGAUCAAGGUUGUCCCUUCAAGGAAACAGGCAAUCAAAAUAAGCUGGUUCCUGACUGACUGUGUGAAUGGAAGAAAACAGAAUGCCUGGACAAGCAAAGCUGCAAGAAAUGAUUCAGUUUUCACUCGUCAAGAAUGACACGAGUUUAUACAUUUCUGCAAGAGCGGACAUCUUAAAAGUCCAAUUAACUAAGUCUAACUCUAUAAAGUUACCGUUAAUAUCACAAUAUCGUAACUCUAACCCUAGAAAAAAAACUAAUAACUGGAGUUUACUAACCUUAACAAUUAGUCCAGAUAUUACUGUUUGAUGAUACUAGAAUUUUGCUCGAGGUAAUGUUCCAACUAACAUCCUACUGUGUGUUAAACGUACUUCCUUAAUAUUCUUUUGAAACCUUAUCACAUUCACUUACCUACCAUUGUAUUGUGUAGGGAGGAUGUAAAAGUAAUGGAAAAUUUGCAGCAUAACCUGAGUUGAAGUGGGUUUCAGUUAUAAAGAGAGGCGAGAGAAGUUGGGGUUUUUUUCCACUAGAGAAGAAAAGAUUAAGUGUGACAAGAUAGAGGCCUUCAAGACUUAUCAACGGUUACAUUAGGGUAACUAGCAAUAGCUUUCCACUAGUUGGGGAGACAGUAAUAGGAAUGUACAAAAUCAAGAUGAGCAUAAAUGGAAAUAAAAUAAAAGUUAGCGAUAAUGUCUGUUUGCAGAGGGUGUCUGGAACGUGUAAUGUUCCUCCACAGACUUUUUUUUAGAGUAGACGUUUGGUAAUAGAGUUUUAGACUCUUGAAUAAGAGGAAUAUUAAAGGGUUUGGGAGGGAAGAGAACAGGAGCGGGAUUAGAGUAGGAGAUUUAUGGGAAGAGAAACGUCAGUGCAGACAUGAUAGGGCAAACAGUCAGUUUUUGUUCUGUAACAUUCUAUGGUUUCAAUGGAUUCACUAUGAUGGAUUUGAUCACGUUGACCACUUUCCAAUCACUGGCUUAAUCUCAUGAUUUAACAGCUGCUCUCUCUCUCUCUAUUCAUUCUCCGGCACUUAAAAGAGUCCAGGGUGACAAGCAAGGAGUUUCGACUAAGCUUCUCAUGAAAACCCAAGGUUUGUUUCGCAUUAUUGACUGAUUGUUGAUGUACCGUGAAAACUACAUUAAAAUAAAGUUCAUCUUAUUCCCUGGAAA
Callorhinchus milii (elephant shark) is the source of this 2501-nucleotide messenger RNA. RefSeq names its product plasmalemma vesicle associated protein b (gene plvapb). The coding region runs from base 184 to 1380 and encodes 398 amino acids. Gene Ontology annotation, biological process: regulation of vascular permeability; positive regulation of cellular extravasation. Lineage: Eukaryota; Metazoa; Chordata; Chondrichthyes; Chimaeriformes; Callorhinchidae. Gene Ontology annotation, cellular component: caveola. The transcript is spliced from 5 exons. The record is from RefSeq and is a predicted model, not a curated record.